Messenger RNA from Amoebophrya sp. A120, 3491 nucleotides. The record is from the annotation of a GenBank genome assembly. Lineage: Eukaryota; Dinophyceae; Syndiniales; Amoebophryaceae.
AGGCCCAGCGAUGCGAAUUACGUGUAGGAUUUGAAGCCAGAUUUUGCAUUCUUCAAUGUCAGAUUUUUUUGAAAAGCAGAUUGAUUUGAUAAAAAUGUCGUCCUCGCGCGGGUGGUCCGGUUUCGCACAUUCUAAGAAUACAGCGACUUCUCGAGUCAGAACUAGAUCCACAACUGCCACGUCUGCUUGGUUGAGGCAAUAAGCAAAAUUUUUCCUUACUUACGUUGUCGAAGGAGCAGCCCUGCUUGUUGUAGCUGCCCGUGCAAAUCUUCUUCCAGAACAACACUGAUUCAGGUCCUGACUUUGCUUUUCCAGCAUAGGGGAGAACCGCCCCUCGAAGGACCCUUGCGACAAUACAUCCGGCCACCUGGUGCUCGUUUGGCGGCUUCGUCCGUAUCCGGGAGCGCGCGCUGGUCUGUGAAAAUAGAGUAUCAGAAGGCGAGGCGCACACACGAAUCACUAGGUACAAUACACAUCGUCCCUGCCGCGCUCUCGUUCCUUUGAUCAUUCAGUUGGAAAACCGCGAAUCCCACAAUCGGCAAGAUGACGUCGGUUGGCAAGGAGAUGAUGAGCCUGCGCAUUGCCGCAACGGGCGGAAAGAAGACGAAACGAAAGUUUGUCGUAGAGCCGGAAUACGACGCGCAACUGAUUCGCCAGAUGAACUUGGGGUCCAGGUGGGAACGCGUGCUGACCACUCCAGCAGAGACAGGUGUUUUUGAAAAACUUCUGCGACUGCUGCAUUAGAUAAGGACACUAUGGCUGCGGACUUGGUUGAAAGUUAUAGGCGAAGUACUUAGUGUAGUUGAUGGUUCAGCGCAAAAGCUUGCAGCAAAUUUACCGAACUAUAGACAUUCCAACGUCGUCAUCAAAAGAAAAAUUGUUAUCUCUACGUCUGCAACAUUAUUGUAGGCGGGUGCCUGACGACGCGGAAGAUAGAGACAAUAGCGGCGAUCCUGAUCCAAGCGAAGUGGCGGUGUCGCGUGGUGCGCAGUCGCAUGGUGGCGGACAGUUUGUCGAGCGUGCCUCUUUCCAAGUGGUACUCCAUCGAGAUGGUUCAGGUGCGGAUGAAGAUCUACCGCCUGUUUGACGACGCGCACUCCUCCACUGUUGCCCAGUGCAUCUCGCUGUUCAUCUUGGCCGUGAUCAUUUUCAGCAUUCUCUGCCUGGUCGCAGAAACGUCACCCACUUUCAUGCCCGACGUGGACAAGUACGGGGUACAGAAGACCACGCAGACGAAGAGCUUGAUCAUUGAAAAAGACACGUGGAUUAUGCAAGAAAAAAACUGUGUAAGUGUAAACUUGUGUUGCAGAGCAUGCAACAGAGUUACACCUGUCAUGCCAGACAGACACGAAGUCCUCUUUCCAUGUGUGUUUUCCCUUAUAAGCCACGCAUGACAGGUUUUCUUUGUCAUGUAGAGCAAAUUUGUGAUGCUGUGUCUCAAAGAAAGUUACACUUACUUACACACUUUUUUUCCUGGAUAUGGAUGGCCAUCGACUGGUUCGCCACCAUCGUCUUCACGGUCGAGUUUUCGCUCCGAUUAUGGGUGUGCAACGUGAUGCCGGGCAAAACCGUGAAGCAGUUCUUCGCGCAGCCCAUGAACGUGUGCGACUUGCUCGCCGUGAUGCCCUUGUACAUCGAGAUCAUGUUCCAGGGCGGGGGCGCUGGCUUCCUCCGGGUGCUGCGUGCGAUUCGUUUGGUGCGGCUGUUUCGCAUCUUUAAACUCGGGCGGUACAGCACCGCGCUUCAGCUCAUGUUCCACGCGGUUUUCGACUCCAUUCAGAUCCUGCUCGUGUUGCUCUUCUUCCUGGGCAUCGGGGUCAUCCUGUUUUCCUCGAUCAUUUACUACUUCGAAAAGCUCUCCUGUCUAUGAAAUGCAAAUAUUUCGAAAAUUUUGUUCGUCUGGAAGAACAAUUUGGCAUGUAUUUUCUAUGCUGGUUGCAUCAAGGGAGCACGACGCGCGGAGGCUCUUCCAUGCCGAGCCCGCCGGAGAAAUCAUGCCACCUUCGGGUGGAGACAAACGGCGUGCGGUUAUUUUGCUGACUAAGCAAGAUGACCGAUCUUUGUCUGCUCUAGACUCAGUAUCACAAGUCCUCGCAGCGUUCCAGAAUACUUAUAUUUGCAAUGCAUACUGUCCGGAUAAGGACAACUGGACGGCCGCCGACUACACCCAGUAUGUGUCGGAGUGCGAGGCCGGGUCGGGCGGAAAGCACUUCUCCAAGACCUACGGCCUAUGUUGCGAUCAGCACGACGUCUCGCUCGACUUUCCCAACAUCCUCACCGCGGUGUGGUGGAACGUCGUCACCAUGACCACGGUGGGCUACGGUGACAUCGUGCCCCGCACGCCUCAGGGCCAGGUGGUCGCGUCGUUAGCACUGCUCGCUGGUACCCAUGUACUCUGUUCGCUUUUUUUUAUUCGAUCGUGAGCCUGAAGAUCUUCAAGAUCCUCAUGUUCUCAUAAAGUUGCUCCGCUAAUUGUUCCUACUUCGCAAAAGAUGGUGGCCUGUUGCCGUAGGUUUUUGGUAAUAUCCACGAGGAGGCAGGAAAUCGUAAUUGGCGCGCCAAUGUAUUACUCAUUGCUCGCCGAUCAUUCUAGUCCUCCUCUUCCCGGGCUCUGUACAAAAUGCCCUCUGAGUACUUGCUGUUAUGUCUCUGAGGUAUACUGCUGAUCGCGCUGCCGGUGGCGGUUGUGGGAAGAAAGUUUCAGGAAACGUACGACGAGCUGGAGAGCGACAAAGCCAUCGCGGGAGUCGAAGCGCAUACGGGUGGCGUAAUCAAGAAGAGCAACGUGUCAGACCCCGACGAGAUUCCCUUCACCAAGCUAGUCACCGCGGUAUGUCGGAUAAAAUAAAUGCGCGGCAUUUUUCUUUGCUUGCAGCAAGAUUUGUGACGAUCAGCGGGAUUCGCUGCGGUUAGUCGUAAUGGUACAUCUACAGCCCACGACACGUCGUUCCAUCGUGACGAUGCCAUGAUUUUUCUUCUCAAUUUUCUUUCUUCGCUCAAAACGACAUCAGAUACAAAUGCUGGAGACGGAAGACACUGAUUUUUUUUUGAAGCUGAAGAACCUCCAGCGGCUGAUUGAUCAAUGCGUGGCCGCUAAUGAGAUGGUACAUCGACUGCAGUGCGCGGAGAAGGCACGGCAAGAGAACGCGUACUUCACACUGCGAAAGAUUCUCCUACGCUUCGCGAAAGAAGAAUCUUCCUGACGACCAAGUAUUUGUGUUUCUUUCUGGACGGUGCUACGACUAGAACUACUAGUUCUUACUGUACCGAUGGAAAUGCGAGUGCUUGCGCGGAGAUUGCAAAGACGCACCUAUAUCGCAGAACUCAAUAGAUGGCACUUAGUGGCGGAAAGAAGUGUCGGUUGGCCUGUGCGCAGUUCUUUCACAGCGGUGUUCCUCUCGUCUACCACAAUUUCAGCGAGCUGAGGCCAAAUCUUGCACUUCUGUGUAACGGAACCAAUAUUGUUGCGCUUGUCAAAUCAUGAUGAGAGG